ACAGGGACUUCCCUUAGCCUCCAUCAUCUGCAGGGAGGGAAAACAGGCUCUCACACACACUCUGCCUCCCACAUACACACACACGCACUCUGUGCUGAGCGCUAGCAAGAGGCUUCACACACAGCUUCACACGAAAUCCAGACAAAGGGAGUGUAACCUGCAACGAUGGAGGAAAACAUGGAUGAAUCCCAGAGCCAGAAAGGCUGUAAGGAGUGCUGCGAGCGAUGCGUGGGCAGUCUGCCCUGGGCGUCGCUCAUCGCCACCAUCUUGCUCUACAUGGGCGUGGCCUUGUUUUGUGGGUGUGGCCACGAGGCUCUCAGCGGCACCGUCACCAUCCUGCAGAACUACUUCGAGGUGAUCCGAGCUCCCGGAGACGUGCUGGACGUCUUCACCAUCAUCGACAUCCUGAAGUACAUCAUCUACGGCCUCGCCGCCGGCUUCUUCGUGUUCGGAGUGCUGCUGCUGGUGGAGGGCUUCUUCACCACCGGCGCCAUCAGGGAUCUCUACGGAGAGUUCAAGAUCACCGCCUGCGGACGCUGCCUGACUGCUUUCCUUAUGGUUCUGGCCUACCUGUUCUUCCUGGUGUGGCUCGGCGUCACGGCGUUCACCAGCCUCCCGGUCUUCAUGUACUACAACGUCUGGUCCAUGUGUAAGAACGCCACCUCAGUGGAGGGAGCCAACCUCUGCCUGGACCUGCGCCAGUUCGGAGCAGUGACCAUCUCGGAGGAGAGGAAGGUGUGCAUGGGCUCUGAGAAGUUCCUGAACAUGUGCGACUCCAACGAGCUGGACCUGACCUUCCAUCUGUUUGUGUGUGCGCUGGCGGGAGCCGGAGCCGCCGUCAUCGCCAUGGUCCACUUCCUGAUGGCGCUGGCCGCUAACUGGGGCUACCUGAAGGACGCCAGCCGGAUGCAGAAGUACGAAGACAUAAAGUCGAAGGAGGAGCAGGAGCUGCAUGACAUCCACUCCACGCGCUCCAAAGAACGCCUCAAUGCCUACACAUAAACCCAGAGCCACCGGAAACAACACACACUUACCUGUCAGACACACACACACACUCACACACACACAGCGGCUGAUACAAGCCUGAGGACAGCAUAAAUCCAUCAGACAGGAGAAAAACACAGAAAGAAAAGAUGAGAACUCCGACACCGUCAUCAUCCUCGUGUCUGCAGAUCAUUGGCUCCGGUGCUUCUGUUUGUCCUGAGCAGAACUUUUAACCUUUGACCUUGAACGAAUAAAAUCAGCCGAACCUUCUAAAGGUCCCAACGCUUAGCGGCCUGAACGGCAGAACAAAUUCUUACAGCACAAGAUUUACAGAAACCAGCAAAACAAACCAGAACCUGCGACCCAAAGAGCCGGAGCGCAAAGUUUGUGCUGAAGCCGAGGAUCCCGGCAGACACGGGGAUGAGUCUGGUGUCUACGAGCUCCUCAGUAAAUACGAGCCCCCUUCCUUUAACCUGCAGCACCCACACACACACACACACACACACACACACACACACACACACACACACACAGACAUGUAGAUGUGACUGAAUGGUCGGUGUUGUGCAGGCAGUGUCGUUCGGUGGUGUCAUGCCGUGUCGUGUCCUCUCACCACACUAUGAUGGCGGUGUUGCAGAGAAAAAGGUCCCUCAGUAAAUUUGUGCCUCCUGGGUGCAGAUGGGUUGCUUUGCCAACUUCCCCUCCCCAACCUGUUGCCCCCACCGUCCGGUUCCCCUGAAGUCCAGUUUCACUGGUUGCUCCUUAAAUUCUUGAACCUUCUAAUCAAAAACCAGCAAAAUGACGACGAUAAAGAUCCAGAUCCAAAAUUGUUGCUUCAUUUAGUGAAACCAUUGAGCAAACGGCAAAUAAAAGGAUUUUAAAAACCUCCACUGAAGCUGGCGCCCCUCCCCGCCCCGUUUCCCCUGGACUGUAAAAACUCGUCGUUGUCUUUAGAGACAGCACAUCUUAGCAGCACAAAGUCUUUUUGUCCUGUUCUCAUCCGUCUGUUUUCCUCAUGAUUUUAUCACUUUUGGGGGAUUUUUGAUUAUUUAUGUGUAAUUUUAGCACUGAGGGUAUUUAAGUGGGAGGUCAGG
This is a messenger RNA of Xiphophorus hellerii (green swordtail), 2078 nucleotides long. Its product is annotated as neuronal membrane glycoprotein M6-a-like. Gene Ontology annotation, biological process: neuron projection development. NCBI's taxonomy places the organism in Eukaryota, Metazoa, Chordata, Actinopteri, Cyprinodontiformes, Poeciliidae. The record is from RefSeq and is a predicted model, not a curated record. The transcript has 7 exons. Bases 166 to 1002 code for a protein of 278 amino acids. Gene Ontology annotation, cellular component: plasma membrane; neuronal cell body; filopodium.